Messenger RNA from Chaetomium fimeti, 2823 nucleotides. RefSeq lists its product as uncharacterized. The record is from RefSeq and is a predicted model, not a curated record. NCBI's taxonomy places the organism in Eukaryota, Fungi, Ascomycota, Sordariomycetes, Sordariales, Chaetomiaceae. The transcript has a single exon. Bases 176 to 2800 code for a protein of 874 amino acids.
GGGACAGCAACGGGAGGGGGGACCAGACCGACUGGAGGAUCCGGCCGAGGUUCUGCCCUGGAAGCUCCGAGCAGCCUGUAAAAGCGCAGCGCACCCUUCCACCGAGGACGCACACCACCCCCGAUGCGGCACGGCCCAGCAAGCUUUAAAAGGUCUCGAUGGUUACGGGGUCAGGAUGACAGGCUCAACAAGCGGCGCCGCCGUAACGGUAUCGACGAGGGCGUCAUCUGCAGCAGCGGCAGCAGCAGCAGCAGCGGCGAUAGACGUGGUCAUGGGAGGAACUUCGACGAGUGCAACGACAGGGAUAAAACAAACACCAACUUCUUCACACUUGAACCAUCAUCAUCUUUACCAACCACCACAGCAACAACAUCAUCAUCAACAUCAUCAACCUCAACAACACCAACAACACCCGCACCAAUACCCGCAUUCUCACACAACAACAUCAGCUGCAGCAACAGCAGCAACGGCAGCAGCAGCAGUAACAACGAUUGUCAGCGCCAACCUGUUGGCAACAGUUGGCAGCAACCAUAGCGCGAAUGGUCUUAAUGACAGGGGUCUUGAGCCACGGUCGCGGUGCAGCCAAUGCGGGCGACGGCGCACAGCCUGCCACCACCUUCCGCACCAGCAGGGACUCCAACAGCCCACCUCCACAUCCGGUCCUUCCCAGUCCGGCUCCCAGGCCCAGUCCCAGGCCCAGUCCCCCUCCCCAAAUUCAUCAAUUCCAGUUCCCGCCAACGGAAGCCUCAGCGCCGCUCCGCCGCCCUUGCAGCCACGACCCCGCAGGAUCUCCAAACUAAGGCACCGUGCGGCCGCUGCUUUAACUGGAAGCACCGCCCAACAACCAAAUGCCGCCGCCGUUAAUUCUGUUACUUUUUCCCCAUACCCCACCACCAGCUCGACGCCGCCGUACGCCUUGUCGUCGGCCUCGGAUCCUGGCGACAACACCGGCAGCAGCAGCGCCGCCAUGGAACCUCCCGUGCUUUCGUUUUACGGCAAGGAGCCCGUGCCGCUGCCCUCGCGCUUCGGCCAGAUCAAGCGCAGUCUUGUUGCCGGCCACGAGGCAGAGCUCGAGGCGUCGUGGGCGCGUCUGAUCAAGGCACUGCGCGACGAUGUUGACGACAUUGCCUCGCGUGGCUCCAGUUUAACGCCAAGUAUCGAUUUCGGCGAUAUCCACAACCCGGACGCCCGGGCCGCCUUCUCACGCGACCUGAAGCGCUAUGGUCUAGGCCUGGUGCGUGGGGUCGUACCCCGCGCCGAUGCACAGGUCGCCAUCGACGAGACUGUCAAGUACCUCGAGAAACAGACCGACUUCAAGCAACCGUCGCCGCAAGAUCCGACAUGUUUCGACUUUUUCUGGACCCCUGCCCAGGUGCGCACGCGCGCGCACCCCCGGGUUCUCGAGGCCCAGCGAUUCGCCAUGUCCCUGUGGGAUAACAAGGUCGACGAUCGCAUGGCCCUCCGGUUUCCCAUCGCAUACGGAGAUCGUCUGCGCAUUCACGGCGCCGAUAUUGGCAAUGUGGGCCCCGACGCCGCUGCGGCUAAUAAGGCCAAGGAGGCCGACGAGUUGCCGGAUGACAUUGAGUUGGACGAGGAAUUGGAGGCGCAAAAGGCCGCCGCCGACCUGCUGGGCGACUUUACCUCGUCGACCAUAAUUGCGCAGGUCGACAACGGCAGUCUUGAGCGCUGGGAGCCGGAUGGAUACGGCCGCGACGGCACCUACGAUGCCGUGUUUAGGGGUGAGUGGGAAAAGUACGAUCCCUGGGAUCCCACCCACCGCGUGACUGCCACGUCCGACCUCUACAACGGCUACGGUGCAUGCAGCAUUUUCCGCAUGUACCAGGGUGUCGUGGCCCUCAGCACCAUCGAGCCGGGCCUGAUCCGCUUGCUCCCGAGCCCCAAGCUCGCCACCGCCUACUUCCUCCUCCGCCCCUUCUUCGCCCCCAAGACCAAGGCCCCGGAGCGCCGCGACGGCCCCGAAUGGGACGCCUUCCUGGACCCCUCCAACUGGGAGCUGGAGAAGGACCAGUCCACUAUUAUCCACGGCGCCGUCCCGGGCCACGCUCAGCGUUUGACCGAGACCUGGCACCCUCACCUCCACCUCCGCCGCACCCUCCAGACCAUCCCCACCCUCCAGACGGGCGACUACAUCGUCUGGCACCCGGACCUGGCCUACCACAUGACCUCGAACCCCAACGUCAUGGCCAGCCGCGCGCCGACCCCACCGCCCAUGGCCGAAGGCGAGGAGCCCUCCGGCCCGCCCGUCUCCAUCCUGGUCUACGUGCCCGCCGCCCCGCUGACCCAGACCAACGCGCUCUACCUCGCCCGCCAGCGCAAGACCUUCCAGCGCGGCCACCCGGGUCCCGACUUCGACUCCACCGGCAGUGGUCUCGGCUCCGAGGCCACCCACAUCGGCCGCCCCACCGACAACGACAUCGCCGAGGUCGGUGGGCCUGCGGGUUUGCAGGCCAUGGGCCUCGCGCCGUUCGACGUCGCGCCCACCCCGCCGGCUACGGCUGCCGCAGAUCAGUUGCCUGCUGGCGAUGGGACGCUGAAUGGGGCGGGUCGUGGUGGGGAGGCUGAGGGUGAUGAGAGCGGUAGCUCGUCGUCCAUGACGCGCGCCGAGGCCGAGGUUGCUCGUCUGGCGAAUAUUAUUCUGUUUCCGGACAGGUACGACUUUUACAUGGCCAAGCGGAACGGGAAUGGGAGCAAGCGCAGCAAGGUCAAGGUGGAGAGGCUGUUGAACCCGGUGGAUCCCCCCACGCCGCCGAGGGAGUCGAAGGGGAAGGGGAGGAGUUGACCCGGCCUGAUUUGAGGUGGCAU